GCAGAGACACAGAGACACAGACACACACACACACACUCUGUUUCUCUCGCCACUGCGUUUCCCUUUCUCUCUCUAACACACUCGAAUACUCACUGCCCACUUGCCCACUCCUCCUCCUCCUCCUCCUCCCCCCCCUGUCCCCUCCAAAAUAUAUUCACCCAACUCGUCUCCUUCUUCCUCCUCACUCCUUCCCUCCUUCUUCUUCUCCUUCUCUCUCUAACAAUGCUUCGCUCUUCUUCAUCCUCCGUCUUCUUCUUCUUCUUCUUCUUCUUCUUCUUCUGGGUCGUGGUGGUUUCUCGUUUGUUGUGCCCUGCCGUUUGUCUGACCCAGGAGGGGCUCUACCUCCACUCCGUGAAGCUCGCCCUCUCCGACCCGUCCUCCUCCCUCUCCUCAUGGGACCCACUUGAUGCCACCCCCUGCAACUGGGUCGGCGUCAUUUGCGACCACACCUCCUCCGUCACCGCCCUCGACCUCUCCAGCCUCAACCUCGCCGGGCCCCUCUCCGCCGUCUCCCCUCUCCUCUGCCGCCUCCCCUCUCUUUCCUUCCUCUCCCUCUCCAACAACUCCGUCAACUCUUCCCUCCCCUCCGACCUCUCCUCCUGCCGCCGCCUCUCCCACCUCGACGUCUCCCAGAACCUCCUCACCGGCUCCCUCCCCUCCUCCCUCGCCGACCUUCCCUCCCUCCGCUACCUCGACCUCACCGGAAACAACUUCUCCGGCGACAUCCCCGACUCAUUCGGCCGCUUCCAGUCCCUCGAGGUCCUCUCCCUCGUCUACAACCUCUUCGACGGCGUCAUCCCCCCCUUCCUCGGCAACAUUUCCACCCUCAAGAUGCUCAAUCUCUCCUACAACCCCUUCACCCCCGCUCGGAUCCCGCCGGAGCUCGGCAACCUCACCAACCUCGAGGUCCUCUGGCUCACCGAAUGCUCCCUGACCGGCCACAUUCCUGACUCCCUCGGCAAACUCAGUAAGCUCGCCGACUUGGACCUCGCCUUCAACUAUCUGGACGGUCCGCUGCCGAGUUCGCUCGCUGGGCUGGCCAGCGUCGUCCAGAUCGAGCUCUACAACAACUCUCUCACCGGAGAGCUCCCAAAGGGGCUCGGGAACCUCACUCGGCUCCGACUCCUCGACGCCUCGAUGAACCACUUGACGGGCCCCGUCCCGGACGAGUUGACUCGGCUCCCGCUCGAAUCUCUGAACCUCUACGAUAACGCGUUCACCGGCGAGUUGCCGGAGAGCAUCGCCGACUCCCCCAACCUCUACGAGCUCAGGCUGUUCAAGAACAAGCUCACCGGCGAGCUCCCCAAGACUUUAGGCAAGAACUCUCCCCUGCGGUGGAUUGACGUGUCGAGCAACAAAUUUUCCGGCCAAAUCCCGUCCACCCUGUGCGACAGUGGCGAACUAGAGGAGGUUCUGAUGAUUGAGAACUCAUUUUCGGGUCCGAUCCCGGUGAGUUUAGGGAAUUGCCGGAGUCUGUACCGGAUCCGCCUUGGCUACAAUCAGCUCUCCGGGGAGAUCCCAAGCUCGAUUUGGGGGCUGCCCCAUGUGUCCUUACUUGAGGUCGUCGAUAACUCGCUCUCUGGUCCAAUCGGGGAGAGUAUAGUCGGUGCUCGUAAUCUCUCGAGCUUGAUUUUAUCCAGGAACAGCUUUAGCGGGUCAAUCCCGAGUGGGAUUGGGAGUUUACCUAACCUCGUUGAUUUCUUAGCUAGUGAUAAUAAGCUCAGUGGGUCUCUGCCUGAAAGUAUUGCGAAUCUGGGGCAGUUGGGGAGGCUUGAUCUUCACAACAAUGCUCUCACUGGUGAGCUCCCGAGUGGAAUUGGGAAUUGGAAGAAGCUCAAUGAGCUUAAUCUAGCUCAUAACAGCUUAUUGGGUAGUAUUCCUUUGGAGAUGGGGAGCCUGUCUGUGCUCAACUAUCUCGAUCUUUCCGAUAACAGGCUGUCCGGGAAAAUUCCAAUCGAGCUGCAGAAUUUGAAGCUGAAUCAGCUCAACUUGUCCUACAAUAGGCUUACAGGGGAUUUGCCCCCUCUCUUUGGCAAGGAAGUGUACAGAAAUAGCUUUGCUGGGAACCCGGGCUUAUGUGGAGAUUUGGAGGGCCUUUGUGAUUCUAGGAACGAGGUGAAGAAACAGGGUUAUGUUUGGAUGCUCCGAUCAAUAUUUAUACUUGCUGGGCUAGUGUUCAUUUUGGGAGUGGCUUGGUUCUACAUGAAGUAUAGGAACUACAAGAAUGAUAGGAGAGCUAUUGAUAAGUCCAAGUGGAUGUUGAUGUCCUUCCACAAGUUGGACUUCAGCGAGGAUGAGAUCCUUGAUUGUCUCGAUGAGGACAAUGUGAUCGGAACUGGGUCAUCAGGGAAGGUUUACAAGGUGGUGCUCGGCAAUGGUGAAGCUGUUGCAGUGAAGAAACUGUGGGGCAGGAUCAGGAAGGAAAGUGGGACCAAUGGCGGAGAUCUCGAGAAAGGAGGCUGUAACCUGCCUGAUGACGGGUUCGAUGCAGAGGUCCAGACUCUGGGGAAGAUUAGGCACAAGAACAUAGUGAAGCUCUGGUGCUGUUGUACUACUCGAGACACAAAGCUUCUAGUAUAUGAGUAUAUGCCUAAUGGUAGUCUGGGAGAUUUGUUGCAUAGUAGCAAAGGCGGGCUACUGGACUGGCCCACUAGGUACAGGAUUGCCGUCGAUGCUGCCGAGGGGCUUUCCUAUCUCCACCAUGAUUGCGUCCCUCCAAUCGUUCACAGAGAUGUGAAGUCGAACAACAUUCUGCUUGAUGGAGAAUUCGGUGCUCGGGUAGCUGAUUUUGGCGUGGCUAAGGUGGUUGAUUCGACGGGCAAGGGGCUCAAGUCCAUGUCUGUCAUAGCCGGUUCCUGUGGCUAUAUUGCUCCAGAAUACGCCUAUACGCUUCGGGUGAAUGAGAAGAGUGACAUAUACAGCUUUGGGGUUGUACUUCUCGAACUGGUCACUGGGAGACUCCCAGUGGACCCUGAGUUUGGAGAGAAGGAUCUGGUAAAGUGGGUGUGCGUGACCCUCGACCAGAAAGGGGUCGACCAUGUCAUUGACCCGAAGCUCGAUUCAUGCUUCAAGGAAGAGAUCUGCAAGGUUGUGAACGUGGGGCUCCAGUGCACGAGCCCGCUCCCCAUCAACCGCCCCUCAAUGAGGAGGGUCGUGAAGCUGUUGCAGGAAGUGAGCUCCGACAACCCUCUAAAGAAAACCACCAAGGACGGGAAGCUAACGCCUUACUACUAUGAAGAUGCCUCAGAUCAGGGGAGUGUAGCCUGAGAGAACUUUUUACCCCGAUUUUGUCCUGAUAAUGUGGGUCCCAAACAAGAGGAAAGGCUAUGCUUCUUCCUUGAAUUUUUCCGGGUGAUGAAUUUCUCAGCCUACUCGGUGACGAAGAAGCAAGAAAAACAAGAUUUUCAGAAACAGGAGAUCGAAGUAAAGAAGAAAGUUACUAUUUAUUAGGUAUUAGGUGUUUGUUUGCUUGUUGAUGCUUAUAUAAUGUAAAGUAUAUAUGUUUUCAUCAUUGAAAGCUUCUUUCAAAUGAGCAGAGCACGAGAAGCUGCUGCAUGUUUGGUGGGAAAUAUGUGGAGAGAUGGAGAUGUGGGUCUGUUUUUAGCCAACAACUGAAUGAAAUAGUAAAAUCUUUCUGCUUUUGCUGUUUA
Messenger RNA from Punica granatum (pomegranate), 3650 nucleotides. Lineage: Eukaryota; Viridiplantae; Streptophyta; Magnoliopsida; Myrtales; Lythraceae. The record is from RefSeq and is a predicted model, not a curated record.